AUCAAACAUCUCCAAGACGUCACUCUAUCCUAAAUUUUACAUUUUCGCGAAUAUAUUUAACUAAGAGAAUUCUCAGGUUAAAGAUGAGUUUAUGCGUCAAAGAAUUACAAAUGGAGUGCAUAGUGGGAAGAUUAUGGCUGAAGGUUUGGUAUAUUGUGACGCGAAUUUAAGUUGUGUGGGUGAGGCGCAGCUAACAUGAGCCAUAGCCAGCAGCUGAUCACACACAGAUGAUGCGUAUAUCAGUAUUUUGGCCCGUGUGAGCGUUUAUAUAUCACUGGUGGACCCCAGGAUUGUUAUAAUGCAAGAACAUAGUAGCUUUCGACUCGGUGGGUGACUAGAAAUCGAAAUGCCCCGGGCAGUGGCGCUAUAUAACGGUGAUAAUGCUAUAGAGGACUCUCUGAGGCAGAGAGACGGUGUGACGGCCCUGAGGGGAGGUGAAGCUUGUAAUAUACUGUCGUCUGUGACCACUUCUCAAAACAGCGACAACAAACUGACCAUGGCGGUAGAAUUUGAUCACAUGUAUAUAGGCUGCUCGGACUCGAAAGCAUCUAUUGGGAAAGAUAUAGAAGUGCAACAUCUCAAAGAUCUCCUCCUUCUACAUUUGGAUUUAAUUCAGCAGCAAGCUGAGCAGUUAGUAGCCAAAGACAAGCAAAUCAAGACUUUAAGAGACGAAAAUGAAAAU
Molecule: messenger RNA, 682 nt
Organism: Cherax quadricarinatus
Lineage: Eukaryota; Metazoa; Arthropoda; Malacostraca; Decapoda; Parastacidae
Source: RefSeq, a predicted model, not a curated record